This is a messenger RNA of Meira miltonrushii, 759 nucleotides long. Its product is annotated as PH domain-like protein. Lineage: Eukaryota; Fungi; Basidiomycota; Exobasidiomycetes; Exobasidiales; Brachybasidiaceae. The record is from RefSeq and is a predicted model, not a curated record. Gene Ontology annotation, biological process: actin filament organization. The annotation marks the transcript as partial. The transcript has a single exon.
AUGCCUUCUACAAUCUCAUCUUCGGAUAAGUCCAAGGUGAAAUCCAGUCUACCUUCAUCUUCGAAUAAAAUCUUAACGGCAACCGUUGCAAGAGUUUUUGUUGCUUAUCCAAAUCAAUCAAUAUGGAGUUAUACAGGUAUCGAAGGAGCAUUAGCAUUCGUUCGUGAUUCUGAUCGGAAUACCUUUGCACUGAAGCUGGUAGACUUGAAAGCAGCGAAAGGUGGUGUAAUUUGGGAACAUGAAUUAUAUGAACCUCUAUCCUAUAAUCAAGAUCGAACGCAUUUUCAUACCUUAGAAGGUGAUGAACAUAUGAUCGGCUUUGCAUUCGCAGACGAUGGAGAAGCAGGUGAACUGUACAAAAAGAUCUCAAAUCGUCAAAAGUUCGCUAAAAGUAGUAGUUCUUCUGCUGCUAAGAAGAAGAAUCGUGGUAGUAAACUAUUAGGAGGCGGUGGAUCAUCAAAAUCAAAUGGAGGAAAGAUUGAUAAAUCAAUGAUAGGUGCACCCUCUGAUUUCAAGCAUGUUGCACAUAUGGGUUAUACAGCCGAAAAGGGAUUCUCUGCCGAGAAUGUUGACCCAAGUUGGAGUGCUUUGUUGGAUCAACUAUCCAAUAUGGGUAUCAGUAGAGCGGACAUCCAAAAGAAUGAAGGUUUCAUCAAAGACUUUGUCGGAAAGAGAGGAGGCGUACCACCAAAGCCUGCUGCUAGACAACCGGCAGGAGCAUCUAAAAUCAAAAAGGUACCACCACCAGCGCCAAGCAGA